GCUGGGGGGGCUGCAGCCCCCCCAAUUUCUCGAGAAUUUGUGUAUUCGGGCAAGCAUUUACAUGAUAUUCUGGCAAGAUACUUACUACAGUUUUUAAAUUUUCAAUAUUAAUCUACAUCAUUUCUAGAUCAUAAACUGCUUCGGUUCUUGAGCGUGAACGGUCUUUUAAUGGAUGGUUUUUAAAUUGUUUAAAUUACUUAAAUUUCAGGAGGUAAAAUAAAAAAUCGCGUAAAGUGAUUGGGUGCAAAAUUUUUCUUGAGACAUAAUAGGAGAAUUUUACAUCCGCCCCAUUAUAAUAUAAACAAAUUACGUCACGAGAAAUCGGUCUAUUUACUAGCGAUAUUGCGACGAAUAUAUUCGGUGUUUACAACUUUUAAACGAACACGAACGCCGAUAUUUUCAAUCAGAGCAAAGCUUUUGGUAUUAAAUUUAUCCACAUAACGUUCUCCAUUUAUAAAAAAGGGCUGAGGAAACUAUUAUCCACAAGGGGAAAACAUUUAGUAGCCAAGCUCUAAUAAAGCGUACAUAUGGCGUCUCGUAAACGACCGUAUCGACAUCGCGUUUGGUGCGAGGAAUGCAGCAAGGAAAUUGACAGUGAUUAUAAGGAGGUCCACUUUCGACGAGUUCACAAUAAUGAAAAAGUUAAGUGUCAUCGAGUGAUGGAUUCAUCGGAUUUAUCGCAGUCAAAGAUCAGUGGUUUCUUUGUAAAAAGUAACAUGACAACCAAGGAUGAUAACCUAACCUUACAGGAAACAGAAUCGAGUGCUAGUAAAGAUUUAGCAGCCACUGGGUCUUUUGAGGAAAAUCUACCUGAGAUUAAUUUGAAGGAGCCCAUAAGCGAAGACCAAACGGAACCAAUGAGAACGUUUAUUGAUGUUGAUGAAUUAAAUCCACUGACGCAGUUCAGAGAAAAUAAAGAAUUGAAUACGGUCACGGAUAAUGAAAAUCUUACUUCCAGUGACGCACUGUUCAUCGAAGAAUUUAACUUAAAUCAAAAUAUACAACGCGUUGCAACACCAGAAUCAACGACGACGUCUAACACUCUAGACACAACAGCAAUACAAGAUUUAGAUUCAACAGCAUCUGUUCUAAAUGAACAGACUAGAAAGGUUUCCCUUAACAGUAUGAAUGAAGAAGAGAUUUCCACCUUGCACGCCCCAAAACAGCCUAUAUUAGGUGAAUAUCCUGCACGAAAAUUCGGCAGUGAAACAUUUGUGCGACGAUUUCAGCCUGAAUGGUACAAGAAAUAUCCAUGGAUUAGUUACGAAGUGGAUAAAGAUGCAUGCGUUUGUUUUGCCUGUAAAGAAUUUGGGAAGAAUACUUCAUUUGUGCUUACAAAUUGGAAGAAGUCGUCAAAGCUGGCAAAACAUGGCAAGAGUGAGAACCACGUCAGAUCCAUGACAAGAUGGCUCCAGUUUAAAGCAAUGGAAAGAAAGAAAACCUCCGUACUACAACAGCUGAAUAGUGCACACCAGGACCAGGUUGCUAUUAACAGACAAUACUUAAAAGUAAUCAUACAAUCUUUGAUGUACACUGCACAACAAAAUGUUGCAAUUAGAGGUCAUGAAGAGAUUCGGGGUGAUAUAUGGGAGAUAUCUGAUAUAAAUAGAGGAAACUUUCUCGAGUUACUUUGCAUAAGAUGCAACGAUUUGCCUUGGCUGAAAUCUAAACUUCAAAGCCAGCUGCAGACACAUGCUCAGUGGACAUCCCCUGCUAUUCAAAAUGAACUACUGGAAAUAGUAGCAAGUGUCAUGCUUGAGAGGAUAGCAGAAGAAGCAAGAAGUAGCGACUACUACGGAAUAGUUGUCGAUGAAACGGCAGACAUCAGUCGAACAGAGCAAUUAUCUCUUUUCCUCAGAUAUGUUUUCAAUGGCGAAACCAAAGAGACAUUCACUGGUUUCUAUUCAACCAAAUCUACGGAAGGAGAAGUAUUGUAUGAGCUGUUAAAGACAGCCAUUGGCAGGCUAGAGUUGACAUUGGAAAACAUUGUCGCAGAAUGCUUUGAUGGCGCUGCAAAUAUGAGUGGCCCUCGCAAAGGACUUGCUGCACGCAUGAAGGAGUGCUCACCUCUUAGCAUCUAUGUUCACUGCCAUGGGCAUCGGCUUAACUUGGCGCUACAAGAUACGAUGACUACAAUUGAGCCACUUCAGAAAGCUUUAGGUGUGAUCCAGAGUCUCCAUAAUUUCUUGGAAGGAAGUCCCAAACGCCACUCCAUCUUCAAUGACAUCAAGGUCGAAGAUGAGGACGAAGAUAUUACACUGACUAUUAAAUCGCAGAGUGCUACUAGAUGGUCUUGUCGUUGGGCAGCUGUAAAGCAGUAG
Molecule: messenger RNA, 2321 nt
Organism: Xenia sp. Carnegie-2017
Lineage: Eukaryota; Metazoa; Cnidaria; Anthozoa; Malacalcyonacea; Xeniidae
Product: zinc finger MYM-type protein 1-like
Exons: 2
Coding region: 528-2321 (597 amino acids)
Source: RefSeq, a predicted model, not a curated record